Exophiala aquamarina CBS 119918 is the source of this 3207-nucleotide messenger RNA. RefSeq names its product potassium/sodium efflux P-type ATPase, fungal-type. The transcript has 2 exons. Bases 1 to 3207 code for a protein of 1068 amino acids. Gene Ontology annotation, molecular function: P-type calcium transporter activity; ATP hydrolysis activity; ATP binding. Gene Ontology annotation, biological process: calcium ion transmembrane transport; intracellular calcium ion homeostasis. Gene Ontology annotation, cellular component: plasma membrane. The record is from RefSeq and is a predicted model, not a curated record. NCBI's taxonomy places the organism in Eukaryota, Fungi, Ascomycota, Eurotiomycetes, Chaetothyriales, Herpotrichiellaceae.
AUGGUUAUUACUUCAACUUCCUCCAAUGGAAACCCUACCCCAACGCUUGAGCAAGUUGAGCCCGUGAGCGACGAACCCCCUAUAGGUGGGCAACACCACCUUGAAGUUGGCGAGAAAAGUGUUUUUGAAGGCAGUGUUGGUGGAAGUACUCUAGCCCUCUCCCGAGAGGACCUCUGCAAGAACGCCCAUACCCUAGAGGUUGCCCAUCUUGCGACCCAUCUAGGGGUCGACAUCGAAAAUGGCCUUAGCAACAACGAAGCGGCAGUUCGCCUUGAGAAGGAUGGACCCAACAAGAUCGAGGAUACUGAAAGGAUUUCCAUGUUCCAGAUUCUCUUGAGACAAGUCUCCAACUCACUCACACUUGUUCUCCUGAUCACCAUGAUCUUAUCCUUCAGCCUCCACGAUUACAUUGAAGGCUCUGUCAUCUUGGCCGUCAUCCUACUCAAUAUCAUCGUCGGAUUUAUCCAAGAUUACCGUGCUGAACAGACAAUUCUAUCUCUUCAGGCGCUCUCCUCACCGGAAUGCAAAGUCCUCAGGGGUGGCCAGAUCCAGGUCAUCAGAGCCGAGACACUCGUCGUCGGCGAUGUGGUCUUAUUGGCCGCCGGCGCGAUGAUUCCGGCCGAUCUUCGAUUGUUCGACUCUGUAAAUCUAUCUACUGACGAGGCCCUACUUACUGGUGAAUCCAUGCCCACGUCCAAAUUUGCCAAUCAGACCUUGAAUCGUGCGGAUAUCCCUAUUGGCGACCGUGCCAACAUGGUGUACUCAGCUUCUAUGGUCAGUCGGGGAAGAGGAUCUGGGAUUGUCGUUGCAACGGCUAUGCUCACAGAAGUCGGGAAAAUUGCGGUCCUCCUACAGGACAAGAAAGCUUCUGCCUCGGAAGGCAAUGCCUUUACCCGUUUCUACAAUAAGAGCACUGCAGUCAUUAAGCAUGCCCUGGGCCUUGUUGGUAGUCCUCUCCAAAUAAAGUUGAGCAAAUUUGCACUCCUACUCUUCGGUUUGGCUAUUCUUCUGGCCAUCAUCGUCUUCUCUACCGCCAAAUGGGAUGUCUCUGAUGAAGUGCUUAUCUACGGUAUCUGCGUGGCUGUCGCGGUCAUUCCGGAGUCUCUCAUAGCUGUACUUACCCUGACCAUCGCUGUCGGCACCAAGGCAAUGGCUAAGAGCAACAUCAUUAUCCGCAGGCUUUCGUCCCUCGAAGCUGUAGGUGGCGUCUCAAACAUCUGCUCCGAUAAGACUGGAACCCUGACCCAAGGCAAAAUGAUUGUUAGGAGAGCCUUGGUCGCUGGAGCGGAGAUCUUGUCUGUCCAGAAUUCAAUCAAUCCUUUCGACCCCACCAGUGGCACCGUUGAACGGGAAGACGGAAGUAAAAUUUCGGAGGUUCAAAGUGGUGCAGUUCUGGACUUAUUCCUCGAUAUCGUCUCGCUUUGCAACCUCUCUACCGUUCAGAACCUCUCCAAAGCAACUACCGAAUCCGACCAGCCCGCAGCCACUGUUGGGCAGAGCGGCUGGACCGCAAUCGGUGAGCCCACCGAAAUUGCCCUACAAGUCUUUGCCAUGCGAUUCGAGCAUGGCAAGGCCGAAGCAAUCGCCAAGAAGCGUCGCACCAUGGUUGCAGAGUUUCCAUUUGAUUCGUCUAUCAAGCGCAUGACCAUGGCUUAUACUAAUCCCGAUGCCAACAUGGUCGACCUUUUCACCAAGGGUGCCACUGAAGCAAUCCUACCCAUCUCGACCUGCUCGGAGGAAGAGAAGGCACGCAUCAAUGUGGAUGCUGAGGCCAUGGCUGGACAAGGACUUCGCGUUCUCUGCCUUGCGCACAAGACGGUUCCUGCCAACGAUGAGAAGAUGUUAACAGACCGUAAUGCUGCCGAGUCAGAGCUACGCUUCGUGGGUUUGAUCGGCCUGUACGAUCCUCCCCGUGCCGAAACAGCAAAUGCUGUUCGUACUUGCCAGCGAGCUGGAAUCACUGUGCACAUGCUGACUGGAGACCACAUUCGUACCGCUGCUGCCAUCGCCCAGGAAGUCGGUAUUGUCGGCCGUGGGUUGAAUCCCGUGGAUUCCGCAGCGAGUGGAGAAGUCAUGCUGGCAUCGGACUUUGACAAGCUCUCGGAUGAGCAUCUCGAUCGACUCGAAAAGCUACCGUUGGUUGUCGCCCGAUGCUCGCCCACCACCAAGGUUCGCAUGGUCCAGGCCUUGCAUCGCAGACAGGCCUUCUGCAUUAUGACCGGUGAUGGCAUCAACGACUCUCCCGCUUUGAAGUUGGCUGAUAUUGGUAUUGCUAUGGGCCUGAACGGCAGUGAUGUCGCUAAGCAGGCCGCUGACAUGGUCCUGGCUGACGAUGACUUUGCAUCCAUUGUUCGCGCCAUUCAGGAAGGUCGUCGCCUGUUUGAUAAUAUUCAAAAGUUUCUGCUCCAUCUACUCACUUCCAACAUCGCCCAAGUGGUUCUCCUGAUCACUGCACUGGCAUUCCGGGACAGGACCAACAAAUCUGUGUUCCCGCUGUCGCCCUUGGAAAUUCUUUGGGCCAAUCUAGUAACUUCGUCACCACUCGCCCUUGGUCUUGGCCUCGAGCCAGCCGUACUGGAUAUCAUGGACCGCCCACCACGGGACAUGAAGGUCGGUGUUUUCACCAAAUCCCUUAUCAUCGAUAAGAUGGUCUACGGUAUCACGAUGGGUUCCCUUUGCUUGGUCGCUUUCGUCAGCGUCGUGUACGGCUUUGGCAGGGGGCAAAGCUCUUUGGGUGAAGACUGUAAUCAGGACUAUAAUGGGACAUGCGACCGCGUCUUCCAAGCGCGUGCUACCGUCUUCGCUGUGCUGUCAUUCACCCUUCUCGCCACUGCCUGGGAGGUUAAGGACUUCAAUGCCUCCCUGUUUAAUAUGGGCCUGAUCGGUGUGGAGCGAGAUCCAGACUCUCACCGUUCCACCAUCUUCUCUAUUUUCCCCGCCGUCUACCAGAACAAGUUCCUCUUUUGGGCUGUUGUUUCCGGUUUCUGUCUGGUUUUUCCAUUGGUCUAUAUCCCUAAGAUCAACACCCUCGUCUUCAAGCACCAGGGCAUCACCUACGAAUGGGGUAUCGUCGUUGGAUGCCUGAUCGUGUAUGUUGCUGUCAUUGAGAGUUGGAAGGCUAUCAAGAGAUACAGAUUGAGAAAGACCCAACGCGCUAACAACGAGAGCGGGAAAUCAACACCUGCCGAUGGAAGCUCGAUCGUCUAA